Messenger RNA from Cuscuta europaea, 846 nucleotides. NCBI's taxonomy places the organism in Eukaryota, Viridiplantae, Streptophyta, Magnoliopsida, Solanales, Convolvulaceae. The record is from the annotation of a GenBank genome assembly.
GGUUUCAGGAAUCCAUUGGUGGUACAAAGACUCUAGCCAUGCAGCUGAGCUAACAGCUGGAUAUUACAACCUUGAGGGACGGGACGGAUACCGGACCAUAGCGAGGAUGCUAGCUCGCCAUCAUGCCUCUAUGAACUUCACAUGUCUUGAGAUGAGAGACUCCGACCAACCCGCUGAAGCCAAGAGUGGGCCACAAGAACUUGUUCAGCAGGUGUUAAGUAGCGGAUGGAAGGAGUUGAUUGAUAUGGCGGGUGAGAGCGCGUUGGCAAGAUAUGACGAACAAGCCUAUGAUCAAAUACUUUUGAAUGCGAGACCAAAUGGGGUCAACCUUAAUUCCUCCCCUAAGCUGAAGAUGUCUGGUUUUACCUACCUUCGUUUAUCAGAUGAUCUUUUAAAAGAUGAUAACUUCCAACUCUUCACAAAAUUUGUCAAGAAGAUGCAUGCUGAUCUGGAGUCUUCUCGAAAUGGUGCAAAUCCAAUUGUUCUCCGGAAAUCGAAACCGGCGUUUUCAAGUGAUGAGAUAUUGGAAGCAAGCAAUAAGGGGAAGAAGCCAUAUCCAUGGUACGAUACCACAGAUAUGCCUGUGGAUGGCUCGUACCCUUUCGAGUGAUUGAAGGAAGCAUAUGUGUGCUUUCACUGCUUUGCUUUCGUUCGGAAUUCUAUUGUAUGGAAUUAAUCGAAUAACAAUAAGACGGAGUAAUCAUAAUAAUGCACACUGCAGAGUAAAUAAUGACAAUAAUCCACUUCAGUUGAACAUCCGAGUAAUUCCUUUUCUUAUUUUUUUGCAACUAUUAUUGUUUUUGUUAUUAUUUUAUUCCUAUCACCAAUUCGAAAAACUAAGUAAUU